CCCGGUGGUUCGUACGGUUGUUUCUAUACGUCAAAAAUUACAAGGUUCCGAUCGAGCGUUAUUCAUGAGUUUUUUGAUGUACUUGUCUUUUUUUUUUUUUUUUUUUUUGUUGUUUCUCUUCAAAUAAUUAACAAACCAACGAGUAGAUAAAAAUAUCGUCAAAGUUUCGUCCGAUCGACGCAGUGAAAAUAAAAUAAUACCGAUGAUAAACGCGUCGGGAUAUUCUCGGACGCGUUUUACCUGCAGAAGGGUGAUCGUCCGCACGCGUUACACAGUGCGCGUGUGAUACAUUUAAAUCCAAAAAUAAUUAAAAGUAAUUUUCCACCUCGAAUCUACGGUUUUUUUUAUUAAUAGUUUAAGAGUUCGGACCCGAGGAAACGGACCUCGAAUUUCACCCCGAUAAUAUAACAUGACGGUCUCGUACGCCAGCGAAGUACCAAAUGGUUCGAGUUUUGGCUGCUUUUGGAAGAUCCUCAGCAAAUGGAGAGGAUCCGUGUACAAAUUGAUAUGGCGGGAACUUAUAGCCUAUCUUGUAGUCUACUACGUAAUAAAUUUAACCUAUCGAUACGCCCUGAACGAACACCAACAGAGAAUUUUCGAAAGGAUCCGACACUACUUCGGUAAUUCCAGUGAAUCGAUACCGAUGUCGUUUGUACUUGGAUUUUACGUGAGUCUCGUUGUAAAAAGAUGGUGGGAACAAUACAAAUUAUUACCGUGGCCUGACAAUCUGGCUCUCUUUAUCAGCGCUGCCAUACCAGGAAACGAUGAGAGGGGUCGGCUGAUGCGUCGCAACAUCGUGAGAUACGCGGUUCUCGCGUACGUUAUAACGUUGCAACGAAUAUCUUUGAGGGUGAAACGUCGUUUUCCAACGUUACAGCACAUAGUGGAUGUUGGUCUCAUGAUGGAAUCUGAAAAGAAGAUUUUCGAGAUGAUGAACAAAAAGGCAGCGAUGUCGAAGUACUGGAUGCCGUUGGUGUGGGCGACGAAUAUAAUAAAUCGAGCGAGAAAAGAGGCUCUGAUAACCAGUGAUCAGGUCGUUCAAACCCUACUGGUCGAAUUGAGCGAUAUCAGGAAGAGACUCGGUGCCCUGAUUGGUUACGACACCGUCUGCGUACCUCUGGUCUACACUCAGGUGGUGACGUUAUCGCUCUACGCCUACUUCUUCUCGGCACUUCUCGGUCGCCAAUUUAUUCCGAGGGCCGAAGGUGGCAGCGGAAAAUACGAGGAGCCCGACAUGUAUUUCCCCUUUUUCACCGCCCUGCAGUUUUGCUUCUACGUUGGCUGGCUGAAGGUCGCCGAAGUCCUGAUAAACCCGUUCGGUGAGGACGACGAUGACAUAGAAUUGAACUGGUUAAUAGAUCGGCAUAUCAAGGCCGGUUACAUGAUCGUCGACGAAAUGCACGAGGAGCAUCCCGAGCUAUUGAAGGAUCAGUAUUGGGACGAGGUGAUCCCGAAGGAUCUUCCGUACACAGUUGCCAGCGAGCAAUACAGACGGGAAGAACCGAAAGGUUCGGCUGAACACUACAAGGUGAAGGAGAGCGACGCUCUUUACGCGAACGUUCUUCUGGGUACGCAGGUUCACAGCCACAAUCAGCAUCGCAAGAAUCAUCAGGACGACAUGUACGCCGACUACGAGAGCGUCGACACGCCGUUGGUAGAGAGGCGAAAAAAUUGGCUCCAAAGACAGAUAACCAGGAUGGGAUCGGUCAGGAGUUCCUCCACCACUUACAGCAGCGGCGGAGGAUUCUUCUCCCGCAAUCGGCACAACAGCGUUUACAGCAGCCCCGAAGCCGGAGGUCUUCCCCAAGCGGCUAAUCCGAACCAAAAAAUGUCCCUGUACGACCGUAUCGUGGGCCGAAAGAGCGUUCGAAGUCAGCGUAUGGGACGUCAAGGAACCCUGACGAAAUUGAACUCGAUUCCAGUAUCCUUGAAGAAUCGUCCGCGCAUCCCUACGCCGGACGUUACGAAGGAGGUGGUGGACCGCGAGCAGCGUCUCGCUCUGUCCGCCAGUAACGCGGUGAACAUUGGAGCGGGUGUAGUCGGAGUGAUGCACCAAUUGCCGGCCAACGGUCAGUACCCGACGGACCUGCCUGUGGUCCAGGUGGUGCUCUCGCCGAUCCAGGAGACCGAGGGGAGUCCAACGGGAGGUAAGCCGGGCACCGCCGCCCUGGCUCAGGCGGUCCUAUCCCCGACGCUGACCAGCGCGGGCCUGGUGGCCCCCGUCACCUUGACCCCCGUCACGGUCAGUCAAUUGACGCAGCUCGGCUUCGUCACGACCACCUCGUCGCCCAUGCGGGGGGUCAAUUUGCAGCAGUCCAACGUACAGGCGACCCUGACCGAGGUGAACUCCAGCGAGGAAGAAUCGGGCAGCAGCAGAAGCGGCAGCGUCACCGGCCACGAGGACAGAUCCACGCCGUUGAUAGGCGGCGAGCGUCGAAGUCCUCCGACGAGUCACGGCAGCUCGCCGGUCUUCGACGGUUACUCGGAUCGUUCGCCGAUCCUCAUGAGUCCCGAAAAAUUGAGCGGCUACAUAGUGACGGGUCCCCUGCCCUCCGUGAACGUGGAGGCUCCUCGGGACGCCAGAGGACGACGCUCGGCGUCUCUGCCGGGUCCUCCGAUACCCCAGCCCCGCGAGGACAGGAGCAUGUCGUUGCCCCAUUCGCCUGGGAUGCAGCACCGCGACAACGUCAGGGGGCUUCACCUGCACUCGUACGCUUCGCAGGUGAGUCCGGUGGCGGCCGAUCGUUUGCUGCCGGUGCAACCGGAGGUGCGUCAUCGGGCCGGAAGUUUCAGCAGAGAACCGCCGAAACCGCCGCCCGAGUUGCCGAGGAAGACGAGCACCAGUUCGAACAACGGUAACGUCAACACGUCGAGUUCCGCGUCACCGUCAGAUUCCACCGCGACGACCGCGGUGCCCGGUAGUAAAAGAGGCGAAGUCUACGUCUGACCGGGUUUUAUUCUUUUACGAGUAAUAGGAAAAAUUAAUACUUGCAAUUAUUGUUGAAUUAGUUAACUGAUUGAUUAAUUUUCAAAUCGAUUCUGUUCUUCGUUCACUGAAUUAAAUUAUUAUUCACAGUUAUACGGUGAUGAUGAUAAUUGUUAUUAUUUUUGCAAAUGAGUCUAGCGAUAUAUAGGUACAUACAUAAAUUUUAAUAAGAUAUAUAAUUUUUUAUAAAAAAAACUGACGAAUUAUUAUUUUUUUUUUUUUUUUUUGUUUGUUUUCAUUUGUUAAUUAAUAAUCGCGUGUAAAUAAAUUUUUGUGACUAUCGACUCUGAACGCCUGUCUCUGAUAUCGGUGGUAUAUUAUGUGAUAUGGAUUUUAUAGCGAAUGACAAAUAAAAACAAAGUAAAAUAAAGUAGCCAUCUUACAGUAGGUAUCCAUACCUACGCGAUUCGAGCGUGCGUAACCGUGAUGAAAUACAUACAAAUAAUUGAUGACAUGAAAUUACUCUUUUAUUUUCAUCGUUGUCGUGAUUAUCGUUACUUUUUUCCAAUUACCGAGACGAUGAUUGAACGCCCGGAGUCUGGUUUACAGGUAUAAAUACACAAAAAGAAAAAGAAAAAUGCAAAAAAAAGUAAGGACAACGGACUUGAAAUCAAAUGCACAUAAUUGAGUCUAGAUGAAUAUAAUGCAUAUAUGAAUG
Messenger RNA from Athalia rosae (coleseed sawfly), 3644 nucleotides. RefSeq lists its product as uncharacterized. The transcript has 10 exons. Lineage: Eukaryota; Metazoa; Arthropoda; Insecta; Hymenoptera; Athaliidae. Gene Ontology annotation, molecular function: chloride channel activity. Bases 410 to 2947 code for a protein of 845 amino acids. The record is from RefSeq and is a predicted model, not a curated record.